This is a messenger RNA of Hemicordylus capensis (graceful crag lizard), 2952 nucleotides long. RefSeq names its product zinc finger MYM-type protein 5-like. Bases 1 to 1170 code for a protein of 389 amino acids. The record is from RefSeq and is a predicted model, not a curated record. NCBI's taxonomy places the organism in Eukaryota, Metazoa, Chordata, Lepidosauria, Squamata, Cordylidae. The transcript has 2 exons.
AUGCUUUAUUUUAAUCCUGUAUUUGCUUGGGCUGAAGGGGAGGCUUGCAGAUUCUCCAAAACAGCUCUCCAGUUUAUCUUGUAUACUGUGGGAAGGAUCAAGAUUCUGUAUCUUCUCUGCAAGCUGCCCGAAAGUACAACUGGAAAACCGAAAGAAAUGGAAACUCCAAGUACCAGCCAUUCCAGUCUUACACGAAAACAGAAGAGUGGUGCUCAAAAACGUGGGUUGAAGAAAGCAAGGCUAGCAGAGGAGGCCAAGCUACCAAAAAUCACAUCAUUUUUCAUGAAGACCAGCCAAGGCACUUCACUGGAGGAAGAUAAGGUGACUCAGACUACAGAAACGGCAACAGUGAGUGCUAUCUGCCAUGGUUCAAGUCCUGUAGAGCAGGAACAAGGUGAACAUGCAGCAGAUAUGACAACACAGCAGUCAAUACCCACUGAGCAAGGUGAAGACAUUCAAACGAGAGGACAUGAAGGAGAGACAAGAGAACAUGCUGGCAAGGAAAUUAAUGUAGAUUUGAUCUCAAAAAAAUUUCCUACUGACAAAGAACUCUACAGUGAACCUCUUAGUACAGCUGAAAAGAUCUUCAUUAUUUCAAAUGGGCCAUGCCAACCACCAGGUCCAUUUCCACAGCAUGGCCAGUCAAACAGACGUUUCUCAAAAACCUACUAUUCAGAAUUGAGUAAAAGUGGCCUAAAACUGCAGCGGAAAUGGCUGUGCUACUCGCCAACUUCAGACCAAGCCUACUGUCAACCAUGCUGGCUUUUUUCUCAGGACAGAGAGGGAGGAUGGGUGAGAGGAGUUCGUGACUGGCAUAAUCUGAAAAGGAAGAUAGAAGUCCAUGAAGGUGCUGUUGGCCAUCAGGAGUGUAUGACUGUUCUGGAUCAUUGGCGGCUGAACAAAACAGUGUCAGCAGAAGCAGAAGCUGCGAUUAGGAAAGAGGCAAACUUCUGGAGGCAAGUGCUUGAUAGAAUCAUCAAUGUCACACUGACCCUGGCUACGUCCAACCUGGCAUUUAGAGGUCACAGGGAAGAUGUGAGCACAGGUGGAAAUCAUGGCAACUUUCUCUCUAUCAUCACCUUAAUUGCAAAAUAUGAUCCUGUAUUGCAAGAGUUGCUAAAUUAUUCCAGAGCGACAAACAAAGUACCUGAGCCCUGCUAUUCAAAAUGAACUGAUUGAUAUACUCUCAGAAAGCAUCAAGGAAGAAAUAAUAAAGGAUGCCAACACAGCUGCAUUUUUCUCUGUCAUCAUAGACACAACACAGGAUGCUGGCAAGACAGAUCAGCUCAGCCAGGUAGUCCGCUUCGUUUCUGUUGAGACCGACGAAAAGGAUCAGCCAGUUGAAAUAAAAAUACAUGAAACAUUCUUGGGCUUUCUGGUGGUGGAGGAUCAGUCUGCAUCUGGCUUCACACAGACUAUUUUGAAUGCUAUGGAAAGCAAUAAACUGGACCUCCUAAAAUUGCGAGGCCAAGGUUACGAUGGAGCUGCAACCAUGAGUGGUGUCUACAGUGGUGUGCAAGCUAGAAUUCAGGCUUUACAGCCAAAGGCAACUUACGUUCAUUGUGCUUCCCACAACCUGAACCUAGUCUUGAAUGAUGCAAUGUCCAAUAUUCCAGAGGUAAGGAACUUCUUUGGAGUUGUGGAAAGAAUAUACAUCUUCUUUGCACAUAGCAUCAAACGCUGGCAUACAUUAGCUCACUUAACAUCUGGAUCAAAAACGACACUGAAGAAACUUUGUCCGACCAGAUGGUCGUCACAUCAUGAGGCACUAGUAGCCCUUCAGUGCCGCUUCACAGAUAUCCUCAAAGUGCUUACUGAAAUAAUCCUCCUAAGCAAGAAGAAAGAUGAAAUCUCAGAAGCCAAAGCUUUGAAAUCCAAAAUGGAGUAGUUUCAGUUUGUCUUCCUUACUGUGCUGCUGUCUAACAUUUUAGGACCUGUUAAUGCUGUUUCAAUGAUGCUACAGUCCCCAGAAACCGACCUCAGCAAAGCAGCAACCUAUCUCCGAACCAUUCACACUAAUUUGCAAGAGAACAAAAAUGAGUAUGACUCCCUCCGUGAAACUGCAGCAAAAAUGUCAGAAAAGUGUGGAGUAUCCCAGGUGUUUGAGGAGCAACGUGUGCGAAAGGUGAAGAGGUUUCAUGAUGAGCUAUCUGAGGAUCAAAGGCUAACAAAUGCAGAGGACUGUUUUAGAGUAAAUGUGUUCCUCUGUGUGCUGGAUAUAGCUUCCUCACAAUUGAAACAACGCUUUGAGGGCCUACAUGAGAUUGUUACUAUCUUCAGUGCUCUUCACCCAUCAACACUGACAUCAGCAACUGAUGAGGACUUAAUUGAAGCAGGAGAACUUUUGGUCAGUAAAUAUGACAUGGACUUGACUACCUCUCUUCCAAGAUACUUGAUACAGUUUAGAAAUUUAUUGAAAGAAGAGAUUUCAAAAAAAAAAACAACUAUAAAGGAAGUUGCUGAACUGCUCAUGAUUGACAAUUGUGGCCUUUGCAUCAGUUACCCUGAUAUCUGCACAGCAUAUAUGCUUUUCCUGACCCUACCCGUAACAGUGGCAUCUUCUGAGAGAUCAUUCUCAAAACUGAAGCUCAUCAAGAACUACAUGAGGAGUUCCAUGUCUCAGGAAAAACUCAGUAGCCUUGCUCUGCUAUCCAUUGAAAAUGAAAGAGCAAAGAAACUGGAUAUACAAAAGAUAAUAGACAACUUUGCUGAACUGAAAGCACUCAAGAAGCCAUUGAAUUAAGUUCUGGAUGGUGGGUGUGAGAUAUCAUAGUUGGGAUAUGUGCAAUGUGAAGUUCUUCAUCAAUACUGUUUUAAUAGUUGGUUCUGUUAUUUAUGUGUGCAGUGUUAACUGUUCUUCAUUGAUACUGUUUUUAGUUGGGUCUGUUGUUAUGCACACCUUGUAACUGUAGUUGGAAUAUGUGCAAUGGGUAAAGUUCUUCUGUUGUAUUA